Messenger RNA from Colletotrichum truncatum, 1032 nucleotides. Its product is annotated as dienelactone hydrolase family protein. NCBI's taxonomy places the organism in Eukaryota, Fungi, Ascomycota, Sordariomycetes, Glomerellales, Glomerellaceae. Gene Ontology annotation, molecular function: hydrolase activity. The record is from RefSeq and is a predicted model, not a curated record.
AUGACCCAGGUAGACGUCGCAACCAAAGCUCCCGAGAGCGAUGCCGCUGAGACAGCUGGCGAGACUAUCACCGAGCCCGUGACGGAGUCCACCUCCGCGGCCGACACCCCAGCUCAGUCCACCACCAGCCCGACUACUGCCACAGCAGGAGCAGGAGAGCACAGCGAGCACUGCGUGACUGACAGACCGACUCCUGCUGGCCAGUCCUCGAGCGGCGAGAUCAUUAAGAUCAACGAUGUUGACGUCUACAUCUCCAAGCCCGCCGAUUACCCCCAUGCGCCCGCUAGACUUCUUCUCCUUUUGACCGGCGGUACAGGCCUGAAGUCAACGAACAAUCAAAUUCAAGCCGACAAGUUCGCCAGUGAAGGCUUUUUGGUGGUCAUGCCGGAUCUUUUCAACGGCGACACGGCACCUAACUCGUCAACCAUCGACAACAGCGAGGACACUGGCUCAUUCCUGGACACUUUCAAACUCAAGAUAGUCGAGACGGCUAAGAGCUUUCAGAUUGACAUGUGGCUGGCGCGACAGACGGAGGAAAAGGUCCUGCCUAUUCUAUACAGGGUCAUUGACGGCUGCAAGGAGAAAUUUAAUGAUGCCGUGAAGAACGGUGAUGGCAUCUACGCUGUUGGCUACUGUAUCGGAGGACGAUACAUCUUGCACCUCGGAUCUGAGAGGAGUGUGCCAGCAAGCGGUCAAGGAUCUGCAGCUGAUGCUGAAGCUGGUGAGAUUAAGAAGGGCCCCUUAAUCAAGGUCGGCGCGAUAGCGCACGGCGCCUCGGUCAUUCCAGACGAUUUUCAGGGUAUCAAGGUGCCAAUAUCGCUGGUCUGCGUUGAGAAUGAUCCCCUCUUCCCCGAGGAGGUUCGUACUCACGGCGAAGAUGUCAUGUCCAAGGCGAACUUGGAGCAUGAGGUGCAAGUUUAUCCCGGCGUGCCUCACGGCUUUGCUGUUGUUGGUGAUUAUCAGGACGCAUCAAUCAAGGAUGCUCAGGCUACGGCAUACGAACAAAUGCUCAAGUGGAUCAAGGAGCAUUAA